UCCUGAUGCAGUCCUCACAAGAGACAGAUCAUCCGGCAACUGAUGCUGUCAUCCAUAAUUUUUAUUCUAUCAACUGAUCUCUGUUAUAACACGAAAUUGGCAAAUGGCUCUCAAUAUCGCAAAGUCCCCUUUGAUUGGUCCUGUUCUCGCCCUCAAUGGCUGGACAUUCGUCAUGGAACUUUGGCUGUACAGAAAGCGCAUUCCAGCUAUCAAUCGAGCCGCGGAACAAGGAAAGUUGAAGAUAGAUGCCAGCAUGACCAAAGCUGACUUGGAUAAAGCUCUUCCUCCUCAUGUACGCUGGCCUGCAGACAAUUUCGCUCACUUGCAUGAGCAACCUACAUUGUUUUACGCCACUACACUAUCAUUGGUGUUGCUUGGGGCAGACAAUCCGCUCAAUAUCAGGCUUGCGUGGGGUUAUGUUGGACUUCGCGUGCUCCAUUCACUUGUUCAGGCCAGCGUCAAUAAGAUCAUGCUUCGUUUCUCUCUAUUCGUCGCAAGUAGUAUCGUACUUGCUGGAAUGACUGCAAGAGCCACGCAAGCUUUCCUCGCCUAACGGACAUUUUGGAAAAGCUUUCUGCGCAAGGCUUACCAAAAGAUUAGAAACAAUUUAUUGUGUAUAUAAGGCAUUGAUUCAAUGUAAAGAACGAAUCACUCGAGAGUUUCCGAGUAAGUCGAGCAUCACCUUUACGACAACAGUUCCUAGUUGAAAACUCGAUCCGACGAGAAGUAUAACAGCAAUAGAAUGCUAAGCUUAGGGCCUCCAAAGGAAAAUCAAUAUUAUUCUUUUGAUUCUCGAUUUGAUGAACCGUC
Molecule: messenger RNA, 810 nt
Organism: Verruconis gallopava
Lineage: Eukaryota; Fungi; Ascomycota; Dothideomycetes; Venturiales; Sympoventuriaceae
Exons: 3
Coding region: 104-553 (149 amino acids)
Cellular component (GO): membrane
Source: RefSeq, a predicted model, not a curated record